CUUGCGAGGUGGUCGUGGUCGGGGGGCAGUAGAAGCUGAGCCUGUGGCGAGGGGAGGCUACGCAAGUCGCGACGCAACCCCCUCUGCCCGAGCGAGAUUUCAAAAAAGGUCCGUCUCACAGUCCUUCCUUCCCCUCCUCAAAGAGGCUUUUUUUUUAAGCUCGUAUCGCCCUGUGAGUAAAAACCCACCACGCCGUCUCACCUCUCGGCCGGGUUUCUUUAGUCCGGUUUGUGUUGCGCAGCAGCAGCACACGUGUGUGUGUGUGUGCCGCGGUGUUUCUCCCACCCCACCCCCAACUCCAAGCACAUCUAACCCCAGCGUGUGUGCGCUAUAAGAGAAACAAAAGCUUUGAGUGGCAAACAAAGACGACAACUCCGUAGCGGCAGCAGCAGCAGCGCACUUGGAGGAACCCGCGCUCGGUACUUUGUUAAUGUGCGGACGGCGAUGGAGCGGCGAUUUUAGAUACCGGCGACUUGAGAAAGUGGUGGGGGUAAGGGAGAGGAGGCGGAUAUACACGACGUCUUGAGACGCCGACGCUUUAAAACACCACCACCACCACCCAGUUUGCUUCGUGAGCGCCGCCGUGGGGUCGAAGGGUGAGCGAGUCGAGUCCACCAAAGGGUGACGAGAGAGGGAGUCCCCUGCGAUAGAAGCUCGCCGACUCCGGCGAGAGAUCUCCGGGAGGAAGGAGGAGGAGGAGGAGAGGACCUGGGGAAGGAGUCGUUCCUCUGCUGCGGCUACCGACAGAGCAUGCACUGCUCCAGUGCCAGAGUGCUGCAAGUCCUGCCUCCAUCCCACCUGCACACCUCGUCGCCCUUCAUCAUGCCCAUGUGCGAUGUCGCCAUGACCCUGUACUUUGCCCCGUCGCCUCCUCUGCGCGGAUUUCUGCCGGCGUCCUUCCAGGCAGAAUCCAACGGCUUCCAGUCGCGGGCCGCGUUUCGCUGGAAAAAUGCGCGCAAGCCCCUGCGCUCCUGCAUCAGCAGCGCCUCCUCCAUCGCCACCGCCGCCACUGCUGCCGCGGACGCGAGCAUGAAGAAGAAGCGCGUGGUGUUUGCCGACGCCCGUGGGCUGGCGCUGGCCAGCGUGCGUCUUUUCUCGGAACUGGAGGACCCUUGUCCUGAGCUGCUCCAGUUCGAGCUGAGUGAACUGCACCUCGAGGAGGUGGUGUCCAAACUGGCGCCAGAAAUCAAAAGGAACGGCAUGGGCGGUGCAAGCGGGAGGCUGGUGCUGGACUUUGCACAGCCAUCGGCCGACUACCUGGACUUCCGCAGGCGCCUCAACGGCAACAUGGUGAGCCUGGAGAACUGCCUGCUGAACGAGCGCGUCCUCUCGGGCACCAUCAAGGUGAAGAACCUGGGCUUCGAGAAGACGGUCGUCCUGCGCAUCACCUUCGACACAUGGAAGAGCAGCACGAACGUGGAGUGCUGCUUCCUGCACGACGCGUACGGAGGCUCGGACACGGACACGUUCUCGUUCCAGGUGGAGACGCCGUGCCACGUGUCACCCCACGAGCGCGUCGAGUUCUGCAUCAGAUACACGUGUUCGGGGACCGAACACUGGGACAACAACGGCGGCAGCAACUACCGGCUGGCGCACGUCUCCUCCGCCUCGUCGUGGAAGGCGGCGGGGGGGUUUGACAAGGGCCAGGAUCAUCGGCAGGAGGAGGCGGAGCGAGCAAACGCCACCGUGGGGAGGCUGAGCCGAUACGAGAAACGCCCGGAGGUGGAGUGCGACCUAUACGGGAGCCCUCGCAUCGCGCAGGGAUUGUUCCCCGAGUGGCAGAGCUGGAACGGGUUCAAGAAUCAAAACCCAUAUUAUUAGUGGAAUGUUUUAAUUAAAAGUUGUCGGCAUGUGCUGAUUGAGCAUCGAGGGCGGAGGAGGCUUUUCAAACGUGCGUCACGACUCCGGGGCACCGUGCCACUAGCGUGAAUGAACCCUAAUCGUUGGGUGUGUAUGCGCAGGCUGCCUGUGCGCUUUGUAAUUCCCCAGCUGCACGGUGUGUCCCAGGCCUGCUUUGAGCACCCACGCAAAGCGUGCGUUUUUGACGUGCCACUUAAAGCAGCUGCAGACAUUGUGGUUGCUUCAGAUUAUAAUGCAUUGGAAUCUAGCGAUUUUAAUAACUAUGUAAUGAAAAUGAAGUCACAAUCAUGCACAGAGCACCGAGUGUUGGGCUUUUCAAAAGGCUCACUACGUUUUUUACGUUUAAAUAUUGAUGAACUCGAGCCAUAAGGUCAUUGCGUCGCAUUUUGAAGAGUGCAUCAUGGAAUGGUUAAUUAUUUUCUCAAUAUUUUUUCCACAAUGAAUUGCUAUGAGAGUCGCUUUCUCUAUUGGAAGUUUCAAGAAAACUGAUGGUAUCUCCCAGGACUGUUCAUUAGAAUGUGAUUGGGUAAAAAGUGGACGUUGGACAUUGCUGCUUGCUCCAAAUGGUUAAGGUGCUUAUACACCAAGCCUUUUGCCCAUGUGACAUCUGGAGCAUGCAUUGUGUCUCAGUUAUUAACCAGAGGCCCCACACUGCUUGCUAUUCCAUGCAUACCAAGAGGUCUUUUAAUACACAUUAUGUGGAUUAUCUGUUUUUACUUCUUGUUCAUUGUCUAAUGACCAAUCCUUUGCAGACAUUUGAGAGGAUUGUUUUAAAAUAAGAUUGUCCUCAAUGAAAAGUCUGUACGCGGUUGUAAAAUAUGACCUUGCAGCUCUCUCCAUCGCACCCCCCCCCCCCAUGUCUUCGGUGCGCAAGCCUCUGCUCCUCAGCCACCCAUUUCAAGCAGCGUCGCGUGUCCGAAUGAUUCCUCUUGCGAGAGGGUUUGUUUAGCGGCCACUUGCGGUACAGUUGAGCGCAAAUGACUGACUUGGCAUGCCACUUAUACUGUGGAUGUUACUGUGUAAAUGUUAUUCCAGCCUCGGAACUGUUAAGAGCCGUUCAUGUUUGUGGCUGUCCCCCCCGCCGCCCGUCGGAAACGAAGGAGACCGUGCAAAGCAAAACCGGUUGAGCAGAUACACAAACUACCUAAACACGCCGUGCAUAACCCGACUGAGUUCUCAAACACAAGCGUGUUCAAUAACGUGCCGUGCGUCAAUAAUGAAUUACCAAACAAAGUGUGUUAAUUAUACAUUCGCCUAUUGUUUCAGAAUUGCCUUGUGUCUGGUAAUGUUUGAAAAAACAAAGAACUUCCGAUGAAGGGUGUUAGUGUUACGGAGUUAAUGUUAUUUAUGUCGUGAUAGCAACUGUAAAUAAGCCAUCCGGAUGGAACUGAAAAGGACUCUACAAGUCUCAGAGCAUGUGUAUAGAAACUUUUAAGUACAAGUACAUAACGAGCAGCUACCAGAUUAAGCCUAGCAGUGCCUUUUUAGAAAGAUAAAAGUUGCUAGCUUGAGCAACAUGAUUUUGCUACUGUAUUGUACAUAAUGCUCUUGGACAACUCCAAUUAGCAGGGUUGGCUACGUACGGUGCGAAAGAAGUUCAACAUACAUUGGUAAAUGCAGUAGGAAGCUUCCUUAAAUUUGCAUGAAGCGUUUGCACACUACUGUAUACUAAUCGGGCUAUUUCGCAAGUGAAUUGCUUGGUUAGUUUUGUUGUGGAGCAGGAUAUUCGGGACUUUAAAACAGGUCGUUGCAUGUAUGAGGGCAUAAUGUACAGGAAUGUCAUGUUUCCUUCAUAUUGAAGGACCCCACUCAUUUUCAUGAGUGUGGUGUGCACUACACGUCACGUAAUAAUAACUCGGUUUUAAUGAGUGUAUUCACAUACAGGAGAUGCAAGCGCAAAAGGAGGGUUUCAUAUUGCUGCGUUUAUAGGAACGAUGUUUUACUUUUUUAAUUCUCAAAAUAUAUUUGAUUUCUCAUCAGCAGAGUGCUUUGCAAUCUUUAUAAACAUUUUAGGAUUGGUUUGCUCUCCUGUAUUAACUUGAUGGUGUCUUGUGCUUGAAAAUUAUUCAGCAAUAUCGAUAUUGAAUCACCAGUUGAUGGUACGGGUGUGUGUGUGUGGUUUUGUUUUAGCUACUGCCAAAACAACCACCCUGGGAUUAUUUGGGAGUUGGCACAGUAUUGUAUAGGAUAUGUAAGGGAAUGUUAGCAGUGGGGCAGUGACAUUUGGCCUAAGAAUUGUGUUGUCGCAAGACCUAAUGUCCGUAACCUUAGCGAAAUAAGCUUGAGAGGGGAAAAAAGCAGUGGUACUGCGUAGGCUUUAGAAAAUUAUAUAAAUAUGCUUUUUUUAUUAAGUGCAACAAAACGGUGGUGCAAUUGAAAUGUAAUGCUCUAUGGCGAAACUAAACUUGACGUAGUUUUAGAAGUUAUCACACUGGCUUUUCCAGUUAAAUUGGGUAUUACAUGCUUUUAUAAGUUGGCAUUGGUCACAAAAGCGAAGCUGGUAUAACAGAACUGACUGGCGUUUGAAAUAAAUUAUGUUUAUCAAGCGCAGAGCCAAGUGAAGGUCCACCGAGUAAGUGCACAUGCCAGAGAAAUCUGCAAUAUUUCCUUUCUCGUGUUCUCUUGUGUAAUCUAGAUUUCAACUCAACUAUUUAAAGCCUAACAAAUGGGUGUUAAGUAAAUUUAGUGCUGCGGAGCGCAUUGGUAAAUGGAUACUUGGCUCUCGCAGUCCGUUUGGCGUGUGCGCCUUACUUGAUGCCAAAAGUGGAAACUCAUGUCGGUGUCGGGUUUGCAUCAUUUCGUAUUUGAACACCCACUGCAACACCAGUGCAGAUUAAGGUAAUUUUGUACGGGGUGGGGUGGGGGGGCUCUUAUAAUGCUUUACCGGAUCUCAAUUCUAACCUGAGACUUUAAAAGUUGGCUCCAUGAAAUCGUGCCUAUCACCCUGUGCCUUUUGGGUAGUCCCAUCUUACAUAGGCUGCCAUAUUACAGAAACCCAGAAAGUAAUGUGUGGUUAUUGGCUAUUGUACUAUACAACCACCUCUCAAAUUUGUGCGUAACUUAUAGGUUUUCAUGAGUUGUCAUUUUUGCCAUCCUGUACCAGAUUUUUUUUUAUGUUUAACUGUGAAACUAGAGGGAUGUAAUGACUGUACACUGUGCAAUAGGUUACUGAUUGAGACUUUUAUAUUCACAAAAAGGAUACUUCUGUUUGAAUGUUUGUUUUUGGUUUAGCUUUCACAAUAGGGUUUUCUGUGGCUGUGUUUACGUUUAAUGGUUUGUUGUACAGUGAUUUAAAUAAAGGAAGGUGAUGUUA
This is a messenger RNA of Lethenteron reissneri (Far Eastern brook lamprey), 5173 nucleotides long. RefSeq names its product protein phosphatase 1 regulatory subunit 3C-B-like. Lineage: Eukaryota; Metazoa; Chordata; Hyperoartia; Petromyzontiformes; Petromyzontidae. Gene Ontology annotation, cellular component: protein phosphatase type 1 complex. Gene Ontology annotation, molecular function: protein phosphatase 1 binding; glycogen binding. Gene Ontology annotation, biological process: regulation of glycogen biosynthetic process. The record is from RefSeq and is a predicted model, not a curated record.